Molecule: messenger RNA, 1656 nt
Organism: Miscanthus lutarioriparius
Lineage: Eukaryota; Viridiplantae; Streptophyta; Magnoliopsida; Poales; Poaceae
Source: the annotation of a GenBank genome assembly
AUGGCGACGGCGGCCCCGGCAGCAGCGGACUGCCGGGUGCGCACCCUGCUCGCGGCGGCGCUGUCGAGGACCACCGCCGCCUUCCUCUUCCUCUCCGUCGUCGCCGUCGGGGUGGUCGUCUCGGGCCGCUGGAUCACCGCAGCCACCACCGCUGGACGUCUGACUCGCCUCCCCACCACCGCGGCCAUUCCCGCCGCCGCCGAACUCCAACACCCCGAAACGCAACCGUUACAAAACCUCCCACCGCUGCCGCCGCCUCCUCCCCCUUCCCGACCACCAGCUCCCUCCUACACCAUCUCCUGCCCCAGCCUCAACCUCUCCAAUCCCGCCAAAGCGUCCAAAACCUCCCAAACCCUGGCGCGCGUGCUCUCCUCUCCCUCCAUCUGCCCCGCCUCCCCUAGCCCACCGCCACCCCCGCCCUCCUCCGCCGCCUCGCCAUCCUCUAACAACACCUCGUGCCCGUCCUACUUCCGCUUCAUCCACGAGGACCUCCGCCCAUGGUGCGCCGCGGGAGGGAUCACGCGCGCCAUGCUCGACCGCGCCCGCCUCACCGCCACCUUCCGCCUCGUCGUGCUCGGGGGCCGCGCCUACGUCCAGCGGUUCCGCCCGGCGUUCCAGACACGGGACCUCUUCACCAUCUGGGGCGUCCUCCAGCUGCUCCGUCGCUACCCCGGCCGCGUCCCCGAUCUCGACCUCAUGUUCGACACCGUCGACUGGCCUGUCGUCCGCGCCCACCUCUACCGCGGGAAGUACGCUGAGAUGUUGCCACCGCUUUUCCGCUACUGCGGGGAUGAUAAAACGUUGGAUAUCGUCUUCCCAGAUUGGUCAUUUUGGGGAUGGCCGGAGAUCAACAUAAAGCCAUGGGAUGCCCUGCAGGAGGACUUGAAGGAUGGUAAUAACAAAGUGAGAUGGAUGGAUAGAGAACCUUAUGCUUACUGGAAAGGGAAUCCAUCAGUUUCUGCAACACGUAAGGAACUGGUUAAGUGUAAUGUCUCUAGUACACAUGAUUGGAACACAAGGAUUUACGCUCAGGACUGGUUCAAGGAGAGCAAGGCAGGAUAUAAGGACUCAGAUUUGAGUAGUCAGUGUGCUCACAGGUACAAGAUCUAUAUUGAAGGAUCAGCAUGGUCCAUCAGUGAGAAAUAUAUACUAGCAUGUGAUUCAAUGACCCUGUUGGUUACACCAAGAUACUAUGAUUUCUUUUCAAGGUCACUUAUGCCGGUUCAGCAUUAUUGGCCUGUUCGGGAUGACAAUAAAUGUGCCUCCAUAAAAUAUGCUGUUGAUUGGGGCAACUCUCACAAGCAAUUGGCACAGCGCAUAGGAAAGCAAGCAAGUAAUUUCAUUCAAGAAGAGCUCAGUAUGGACUAUGUUUAUGACUACAUGCUUCAUCUUUUAACUGAAUAUGCCAAGCUCCUAAAGUUCAAGCCCACUAAGCCACCUGAAGCUGUUGAGGUCUGUUCAGAGUCUUUGGUCUGCCAAGCUGAAGGCCUCGAGAAGAAGUUUCUUAUGGAAUCCAUGGUGAAGUUUGCCCGUGAUGCAGGCCCAUGUGAUCUGCCUCCUCCCUUCGACCCUCAUGAGCUCAAGUUGCUAAAGCAGAGGAAAGAAAAUUCAAUAAAGCAGAUUCAAAUGUGGGAGCAAAGAGAUUUAGGGUCUUAG